UUAUCAUCUCUUCCCCUGCCAUGGCCAAACAAGUCUUGAAAACACACGAUCACAUAUUUUGUUCCCGUCCAUUGUCCAAAGGCAUGAAGCGGCUAACUUACUACUACUUGGACAUCGCAUUCUCCCCUCAAAGCGAUCACCGAAGGGAGAUGCGCAAGAUUUUGGUGUCUGAGUUCCUUGGUCCCAAAAGAGCUCGAUUGUUUAAUCAUGUGUUGGUGUCCGAGAUUGAAACCAUGGUUCGUUCAUUAGGGUCACAUCCACCAAACGUUGCACUAAACCUAAACAAGUUGAUUUUAGCAACGGUCAAAGGGGUGGUGUGCAAGGUGGCGUUUGGUAACAACUAUAGACAACAACCGAUUAAGGGUCCGUCAUGGGAAGUGUUGGUUGAUGAAGCCCUGGAAAUGUUGGGUGGAUUGUUCGGGGAUUCUUUUCGAUGGGCAGGCCGAUUUAUAGAUUAUGUUAGUGGAUGGAACGAUAAGCUUGAGACAUGCUUUACUAAUCUAGAUGCAUACAUGGAGUCGAUCAUCGAUGAUCAUAAGAAUCAAAUUGCAGAAGUAACUGAUGAUGAAAAGGAUUUUGUGCAUGUUUUACUUGAGUUGUCUUCCGAAGAUUGUACUUCUGUCCAUCGGUUGACCAAAGAAGAUAUCAAAUCGGUUAUAUUGGACAUAUUCACUGGCGGAGUUGAUACGACUGUUGUAACGUUGGUGUGGGCAAUGUCUGAGAUUGCUAGAAGCGUUAGAGUGAAGCAAAAGUUGCAAACUGAAAUCCGAAACCACACAGGACGAAAAUUAAAAGUAGAUGUAUUGGACAUAACAAAAAUGACAUACUUGAAAAAGGUGGUAAAAGAAACAUUAAGGCUACACACUCCUGUCCCAUUGUUAAUCCCACAUGAAUGCAUGAGCCAUUGUCAAAUUGGCGGUUACGACGUCUUACCUGGGACGGCUGCUUUAAUCAAUGCGUGGGGAAUAGGAAGAGAUCCAAGCACUUGGGGAGAGAAUGCGGCUGAGUUCUAUCCAGAAAGGUUCGAGAAGUUUGACGUUGAUUUUGAGAUGGUCCCGUUUGGGGGUGGACGAAGAUCGUGUCCAGCAAUGAACUCGGCUCCUGCAACUGUUGAGUUUGUGUUAGCAAACCUUCUGUACUUGUUCGAUUGGGAAAUUCCUGAUGGAGCGAAGAAUGAAGAUUUGAACAUGCAAGAAGAGGGUUCCUUUAUUCUCCGUAAGAAAGUACCACUUUGCCUUGUGCCCACAAAGUAUAAUUGGGAUGAUUAG
Molecule: messenger RNA, 1268 nt
Organism: Helianthus annuus (common sunflower)
Lineage: Eukaryota; Viridiplantae; Streptophyta; Magnoliopsida; Asterales; Asteraceae
Product: parthenolide synthase
Exons: 2
Coding region: 21-1268 (415 amino acids)
Molecular function (GO): iron ion binding; monooxygenase activity; oxidoreductase activity, acting on paired donors, with incorporation or reduction of molecular oxygen
Source: RefSeq, a predicted model, not a curated record